This is a messenger RNA of Danaus chrysippus (African queen), 420 nucleotides long. NCBI's taxonomy places the organism in Eukaryota, Metazoa, Arthropoda, Insecta, Lepidoptera, Nymphalidae. The record is from the annotation of a GenBank genome assembly.
UUGGUCGAUCAGUUGGACGAUCAAUGGGUCGACCAGUUGAACGAUCACUUGGUCGACCAGUUGGACGAUCAGUUGGUCGACCAGUUGGACGAUCAGUUGGUCGAUCAGUUGGUCGACCAGUUGGACGAUCAGUUGGUCGACCAGUUGGACGAUCAGUUGGUCGAUCAGUUGGUCGACCAGUUGGACGAUCAGUUGGUCGACCAGUUGGACGAUCAGUUGGUCGAUCAGUUGGACGAUCAGUUGGUCGACCAGUUGGACGAUCAGUUGGUCGAUCAGUCGGUCCACCAGUUGGACGAUCAAUGGGUCGACCAGUUGGACGAUCAGUUGGUCGAUCAGUUGGUCGACCAGUUGGACGAUCAGUUGGACGAUCAGUUGGUCGACCAGUUGGACGAUCAGUUGGUCGACCAGUUGCCCGACUAG